This is a messenger RNA of Corticium candelabrum, 1107 nucleotides long. RefSeq lists its product as uncharacterized. The record is from RefSeq and is a predicted model, not a curated record. Gene Ontology annotation, molecular function: nucleic acid binding. The transcript has a single exon. The coding region runs from base 8 to 940 and encodes 310 amino acids. Gene Ontology annotation, biological process: DNA integration. NCBI's taxonomy places the organism in Eukaryota, Metazoa, Porifera, Homoscleromorpha, Homosclerophorida, Plakinidae.
ACCUCCCAUGAAAAGGACACAGCUCCCAACAGGUCCAUGGAUAACGAUUGCUGCUGACAUACUUGGUCCCUUACCGACUGGUGAAUAUCUUUUAGUAGUAGUGGAUUACUACAGCCGAUAUUUCGAAGUAGAUCUGUUGAAGCGAAUUAGAGCUUCAGACAUUAUCUCCAGGCUAAAGACCACGUUCUCUAGAUAUGGUGCUCCGUACACCAUGAUAACGGACAACGGUUCACAGUUCACGGACCAUUCCUUCGAACGUUUUCUCAAAGACUAUGGAGUGGAGCACAGCACCAGCCCCCCAUUAUGGCCCAGAGCCAAUGGAGAAGUCGAAAGACAGAACCGCACUUUGCUGCACGCUAUGCAGACAGCACAAGUCGAAGGUAAAGAUUGGCGACAAGAACUUUACAUCUUCCUCAUGGCAUACCGCACCACACCACAUUCCACAACUGGAAUCAGCCCAGCUGACGCAUUCUUUCAAAGGAAAGUACGAUGCAAACUGCCAACUUUAGGGUUACAAGAUACCCCAGUUUUCGACGGACAGAUGCGAGAUGAAGAUUUGCGAAAGAAGGAGGAAGGGAAAAGACAUGGAGAUAUCGCAGUAAAAGCACAAACCGACGAUAUAAAAGUAGGAGACAAAGUACUGUUACGCCAGCAGAAGACCAAUAAAUUGACUACCACUUAUGAAUGGCAACCUUAUAACGUGAUCAGCAGAGCCGGAGCAGAAGUAGUUAUAUCCAACGGGAAUAAGACACUCCGACGACACAUCUCUCACACGAGACCAUACGAGGAAGGACAAACACCCUCUGUACAAGAGAAAGAGUCGACUAACGACCUUGACGAACAUUUCCCUACUCAACAGGCAAAACAGACAACUAAAGAAGGAAGACCAAGAAGAGAGAGACAGCCACCUGUCCGCCUGAAAGACUACAGCUUAUCGUAGGCUUGACUGACAGACAGUUACUUUGAGUUAGUAAUAGAGUAGUGAGAAAAAGGAGGGGUUGUAGUAUAUUAGAGUAUUGUAGUACUAUAUACGGGUACUAUAUACGGGUUAGUUAGAGUGUUGAGUUGUGUUGAGUGUGCAGAACAAUAAAUCAACCAGAACACUAC